Molecule: messenger RNA, 2034 nt
Organism: Cornus florida
Lineage: Eukaryota; Viridiplantae; Streptophyta; Magnoliopsida; Cornales; Cornaceae
Product: F-box protein At5g46170-like
Exons: 2
Coding region: 466-1650 (394 amino acids)
Molecular function (GO): protein binding
Source: RefSeq, a predicted model, not a curated record
UCUCUCUCUCUCUCACACACACACACCCACACACACGCUACUCUCUCUCUCUCUCUCUCUCUCUCUCUCUCACAACGCGCCUCUGUAAGACAAAACCGUGGAUCUAUCUCACCAUUCACCUUUCUCCCUCUCUCUGCUCAGUAAAACUGUCCAGAGGCAGAACAGGUAUCUCUCUAAAACUCCUGUAUAACCAUUUCCCCAAUUUCAUAUGUUUUUAUCGGGGUUAGAUCGAUCUUCUUUCACCCUGUAAAAUGAUAAACUGAGAAUCGUUAGAUCUAACCCCAAAUCGAUACUCAUACUCUCCUUUAGGGCUUCCUUCUCUCUCUAUCAAAACGAAGCUUUCCUCAGUUCCACACGCCCUACCCCACCUCAAAUUUGACCACUUUCAGAGCUCCCUCCUCUCUCUAUAUAUAUAGAUAUAUAGACACACAAACUUAUCUAUAUAUUCAUAUUUAUUUUCUUCCGAUGUCUUCUCUUCGCCCAGAUCUGACAACCAGAAUCUACCCGGAACCCUACACUUCCGUCGCCGGCAUGGACCAUUUCGAUCGAUUGCCGGAUUCUCUGCUCCUCCUGGUCUUUAACAUGAUUGGAGACGUCAAAGCCCUAGGUCGAUGCGGCGUUGUUUCGCGGCGCUUCCACAGCUUGGUACCUCAGGUGGAGAACGUGGUGGUCCGCGUUGAUUGCGUCAUCUCCGACGACGACGCUUCCUCUGCAUCUGGGUCGUCAGAUAAAUCACGCGGUGCGGUCUCCAACCUUUUCCGGCUUGUAUUCGGUGGAAUCGUGAAACCCCUCCAAGCCCUUGGUCAAUUUCUGGGCCCAAAAAGGUCGAACUCCGGUUCGUCCUCCCUCGCUGUUGGCCGUGGGUCCGCGGUUGGCGUCGAUGACGAUAUUGACCAGGGUGGGGUGACCCACCAUUCGCCUACCCAAGUGUUGAAGAAUUUUGACGAGAUCAAAUUUCUCAGAAUUGAGCUUCCUAGUGGUGAAUUGGGCAUAGAUGACGGUGCUUUGUUAAAAUGGAGGGCCGAUUUCGGGUCAACACUCGAUAAUUGUGUGAUCCUUGGUGCUUCUUCAGUGAUUUAUCCAGGACCUACUAAGUGCUUGCUCUCACAAGACGGAAAUGUUGAUGGGUUUUGUGGUAAUAUGAAUUGUGGUGGCAGUGGAGACGAUAAUGGGAGCAUACCUGAGUCCUUUUACACGAAUGGGGGCUUGAAAUUGCGGGUUGUUUGGACAAUUAGUUCGUUGAUAGCUGCGUCAGCGAGGCACUACUUGCUUCAGCCGAUAAUUGCAGAGCACAAGACAUUGAAUAACUUGGUUUUGACCGAUGCUGAUGGGCAGGGGGUGUUGUGUAUGAACAGGGAUCAGUUGGAGGAGUUGAGGGUGAAGCCGUUGUCCGCAUCAUCGGCAUCAAAGAGGACCCUUGUUCCGGCUCUGAACAUGAGGCUGUGGUAUGCCCCACACUUGGAAUUGCCUGAUGGGACUGUGCUGAAGGGGGCAACAUUGGUUGCAAUCAAGCCUAGCGAGCAAUUGGUAGCAAAGAAGGAGGCGUCGGAUGGGUCUUGGGUUUCGACUGCUUUUGAGGAGCCAUACGGGACGGCAGCAAAGAUGUUGGUGAAAAGAAGAACCUAUUGUCUUGAGAUGAAUUCCUUCUGAGGGCAAUGCAUGGCUGAGGGAAAGGACAGUUCUUUAAGGAGAGUGUAGAAAGCAUACAAUUUUGUUUGCACGAAGCUUAAUUUGAUGACAGUGCUCCGUCAAGCCAAAUAUUGCGUCCUGCUUGCACCUGAAACGUCAGCUUGGUUGAUUAUUCGGUGCAAAUCUAUUAACUUCUUUGCUUGACUGAUGGAUGAAAUGCGGCUUCUUUUUGUUUUAUUUCAGGCAUAUGCUUGUAAGAAUUGCACAUAAUGCAACUAGAUUGAUGCUGUAAGAGAUGUGAGCCUUUGAGUUUGUAGACUUUUUCAUUUCUUAAAUAUGUGAAUAUUGUAGUUAUGAAUUUGUUAUGCUUAUUUGAUGCAAUUAUUAAAUGCAGUUAACAGUGUA